CUCGGGGGCCGCGCCGGGUCGCGUUUCUCUCUAGUGCCCGAGGCGGCUCCGUUUCGGAGAGCCCUUCGCCAGCUCCACGGGGACGUCUGUGCACGGAUGGACCCGCCCGGACCCGGCGGGAAGCGGCCUGGCAGGCGGCGGCCCCGGCGGCGUCAGCAGAGGGAGGACAGGGCCGAGGCCGCGGGUCCCUGAAGCGCGCGGGCCCAUAGGGCCCGGCGUUGGCACCAUGAUGCCGGGCGAGACCCACUCGGCGGCGCCCGGGACGGCGGCGGACCUCUCGCGGUGUCAGGGCUGCGCCUCCUUGCAGCAGAAUUUAAACGAGUAUGUUGAAGCACUAAUUACCUUGAAGCAGAAAAUUAUUAAUACAGAUAAUUUAUUAACAGAAUAUCAGAAGAAAUGUGAUGAGCUGCAGUUUGCAAGAAGAGAGAAUAGUACCCUGCAUCACCAAGUGGAACAGAUGCUUCAAAAAAUUUCUCCUCUGCAGAAAUGUCAGGAAGAAUUGGGAUCUUUAAAAGCAGAGCUGGAAGAGAAGAAGAGUUCUCUGAAGUUGUACCAAGAUACUCACCAGGAAUAUGCACGUGUGAAAGAAGAAUGCUUGAAAACUGAUGCUCAGAAGAAGAAACUAGAAGCCAAGGUGAAGAAGCUGGAAGAGGCUGCUGUCAAGCAAACGCAGGACUUCAAGCAACUGAGGAAUGAGAAGAAAAUACUUGAAAAGGAAUUUAAGAAGACACAGGAACGGCUCGAUGAAUUUUCUAAACAAAAAAAUGAAAAGGAGUUGAGACAUAUUGGAACACAAAUUUCAAGUGAUUCUUAUGGGAGCAUAGAUAAAAGAAAAGUAAAGCUGCUUCUGAAGGAACUCUGGCUCUGCAUAAACACAACACACAGACUACCUGGUGAAGGCAACCGAUGUAUCACAGAGAAACCUGCCAAAGAAAACUCCGGACCCACAGAGUCCAGGGACGAUGUCGCGCCCCCUCCAGCGGGAGGCAGGCCACUCAGAGCCGCAGCUGUGCAGACAUGCCUGGCGGAACUCUCCAUGGAAAUAGAGGGCGACUUCUCUGCGUGUAAACGUGUGGGGAGAGAGGGGCCCAGUGGAGCCACGCACUGUAAUGACCGCAUUUCUAGUGAGGGCCAGCAUCCUGAACUUGCAGUGCUGAGGAAUGAUGAGGACAGUACUGACUUCUCUGAUGGUGAUCACUGUUUCGAUGAAGAUCUCCAGGCUGCAGUUGACUUCUUCAGACUUCCCCCUCCUCUGUUGUCUCCGGUGCCGUCACCCCCUCUGGUAUCCCUACCACCCUUGAGCACAUUACCUCCUUCACUUGCGCCUGAAAACUACUUUGGAGAGUACACAGAUUCCAGUGAUAAUGAGUCGUCCCAACAUAGAAAUUCUGCCGAGUCUGUUUCAGAAGAUGAGACGUCUGAAUCACAGUAUUUUGGUUCAUCCAGAAAAAGUAAAGGAAGUAGUGGUACCUGGGAGGAAGAGCUCAAAUCACACGACGCGACGCAAGCUCUGACUACAUUGGAAGUAAACGAAGUGACAGCUGUCGGGUUUGGGACGUUCACAGCAGCGCUGAGAGAGCCUUCACCCGCAUGCUCCUUAGCUCGCGAGAAGCACUGGAUGGUGUCAUCUGAAUCCACGAGUGAUAGGGGAAGAGGCACUUUAGAUGAGGCACAAAGACAGAGAGACGUUAGGGAGGUGGAUAAGUCGGUGCAGACUGAGAACACGCUUCGUGAGCCCAUCAGAAAUGUGUGCGUUGAGACGUCGUCUGGCAGCCGGGCACAGGGCAGGGGCGUAGCCCUCCAGAACCCUGACAUGUGUUCUUCUCCCCUCAGCAAGAGGCCAUUCAGUGAGCUCAUGGAGUCUGAAGGAAAAACUCUGUUAUCCAAAAUGAUAGGAUCACCCAAAUCACAGUUUACUAAGUGGACACUGACUCAUGAAAUCCCUCUUGAAUCAGAUCAUCUGUCGCUCUCUGACCACUUUCAGGGAAUGUGUAGAGUAUUGAGAAAGGAGAGAGGUGUUCAAGGUUUCCUUCCAGGAGCAUCACCUGAACCGGAGGACGAUGCGGGUGAUGCGUUGGCUGCCGCAGGGCUCGGUGCUGAUGCCAGGCUGCCUUCCUCUUCUGCCUCGGGAGCGUCGUCUGUCUGCAGUGACUCCCCGUCUUCCUCCGGGUUAAAGUGUGGUCAUGAUCUGCACACUCCUGCUAAAGUUACCCCUGUGGAACUGCAUCAGUCAGAACAAAAGUUAUCGGCUGAAUCCUUGACCAUGCUAGAUCUGCAGCCUGAGCCCGCAGACUGUCUUGCCGGAGAGAACCAUCUGGAGAGCAGCUUGUGUGCUUUGAGCCCUGAGUUGGGGGCAUCAGAUUUUAAUAAUCAGAGCAGCAGUGAGGUCGGGUGCGCAGACGUUGUGGAAGGCAUGCCUAAAGUCUGUUCACUUGCACAGUCAGUAUUUAUAGAAGCUAUGAAAGAGGCGCAGCGUGGAAGUCAGGGCCGCAGAACUGAGCCCCCCCUGACUAGGGCGGAUUCUACACCAUUGCUAGACUCUCAGUGCGGCUUGACCAAGAGUGGGUUUGGUUUUGUUAAAAGCCCUUCAUGGCACCACAGUGAUCUGUUAAGGAGCGGUGGCGAAGAAAGGCUGAGAGCUAAGUCAGAGCAUGAACAGGAAACGAACCAUCAGGUACAAAAGGCAGCGCCAUCCUUAGAAAGCAGAGGAUCCGCAUCCAAGCCUGAACUUGCUAGAGAAAAUCACCCUGUGGGGCUCAGGGCUGCUACGUCACUGUUGCCUAACCAAGUGUCCGUGAUCACCAAGCAGGCCAGGCCCGACACAGUGCAGGACAGCCGACUGGAGCACUGGCGGCAGCAGAGGGCCGAGCCUGCUGUCGCAGCAGCACAUGCCGGUCCUGGGGCUGCUCCCACGUCCUCGGGAGCCAGACGUGGCGGAGACAGAGAGGACACGGCGCACAGUGCCCCGGGGGCGGCUGCUACUGAAGGGACCUCGCCACAGGUUUCUGCCUCAUGGAGAAAAUUAGAUUACGGUUUUCCAAGUGGUUCUGUACCAGUAGGAAAUUCUCAUUGUUCCACAAAGAGCAAACUGUCUUUCUCUUCUAAAAACAUCUCAGUUCAAAACCAAGACGUUGUGACAGAAGCCUCAGUCCAGGAAGCCGUGCAGAAGCAGACACGGCUCCUUCAUGCCACCAGCCUGGACCUGUCUGGGCUGGAUGUGGAUCAACUCCUUCCCGCCACAGAAGCGCCAGUGUCGAGAAGUUUUCCUUUUGACGAAGUACCCUGUGGGGGUGCAGGCACUUCGGGUGGUGCGGCCCUGGCCGUCCCAGAGGACUCUCCUCGUGUCCGGCAAAGCCUGAAGAUGUCUCUAGAGCUGCCAUCUCAGACUCCUGGUGGUGCUUCUCCUAAAGGUCCAGGCCCUACAGGGACCGCUGUUCAGUCGGCGAAUCUCAGAAGAGAUGAAGAGACGCGUGCUGUCUCCCAGAGUGGCCUUGAUGGACCGCUGUGUUGCUACACGGGCAUUCGGGAGGCAGGAGGUGGCGACACAGAGGUGGAGGAGAGCGAGGCACCUAGCUGCAGUGAGGGGGACAGUGAGCCCGAAGCCGCGAUGGGGGACAGACGGCAAAGUGGCGCCUGUGCCUCCAGGAAAGAUGCAGGAGUCGCCAGUGCUGGUGCAGCCGAGACCAGGCCUUCCGUAGAGGUGGGCUGUCUGACCUCAGCACUGCAGGACUUCAACAUCGGUACUCGUUCUGAGAUAGACGGACUUUCUACAGCAGAAGUCGUGAUGUUUCUUGAAAGUUGUCAGUUAAGAGAUUAUAGUUCAGGGGACUCUGUUUCAGAAUGUUCUAGCAAAGGAACCCUACAUAAAGAAAUGAACAAAGACUUAAAGCUAGGUGAACUAUCAGGAGAAAAGUACAGAAAGCAGCUUUGUGAAGAAGAAACCCUUGAAACCUCUGAAGAUUGGGUUGAAUCUGAGGAAGAUGACGGUCCUCUGAGGAGCACGAGUCAGCUCUCCCGGCGUUCCUUGGAAACGCUGUCUGAGGUACUCACCAGAAUCGGACAGGAACUUCAGACCAGCUGUGAGAGCUCUCCUGGAAAAGACACUGGUGGCUUAGUGCUCUUAAAUAUGCAUGACAGCAUGGCCACUAAGCCUGUCCUAGAGCACAUCCCACUUCAGGAGGCGAGUGGCUUCCCACCACAUCCUGCAGGUACUCCCCCUCCAACAGCCAGCGUGGCCAGCAAGGGCCAUUCUCCCACCAGUGGCACAUCAAGUAACAGAGUCACUCCAUGCAGUCCUAAAGGUGUCCCUGAUGUCACCAGCCCAAUCUGCAGUGGAGCACAGGUCCUUUCAGAGCUGGCAGAGCCCUCCCCACAGCGCUCUGACUCCGUGGUGGGGCAGGCCAUGGAGGGCAGUGCCGAGGAGGGGACAGAAACGACAUUUCAGUGUCAGAUAUCAACAGUGACCUCCGAAGUCAUAAACGUGCUCAUCAAUAAGGAUCAGAAUCUCGUCAUUGAAAAGGGGGACCACUGGACCAUCAUAAAUGGGGUAGCUCUCAUGCCAAAUGUGGACCAGGUCAUACUGUGUGACACUCCUGACGACAUCCCUGUUUCCCCAGAUCGAGCUGACUUCAUUUCCGUUACCUCCAUGGAGAAGUCCCCAGAGACUGGUCACCCUGGCCCUCCAUUUCAGGAGCCCCAGUGUGGCAGCAACCUGUCAUGUGCCCAAGAGGAAAUUUCCAGCAGUAGCCAGAGCACCAACUUCGAUAAAAGUCGUUUGCGCAAUAGACCUGUCAAACCUAGUGUAAGGAUUAGUUCUGAAAUCUAUGAUCAGAAUUUUGAGUCUCAGACCAUUGCAUCUGAUCACACAUACUUUAACUCGAAACUGGAGCCCUUCAGCAAAAAUAAGAAUCGAUCAAAGAUUUCAAACAAAGAUCAAUCAAACAAGCCAGCAAAGGCUUUGGCAUCAAGCCGAGUUGAAGCUAAUCAGAGUGAAGGCUCUCAGUCAUUUUCAGGGGAAAGAGAGAACACAAAAAUGCAGAGAAAUCAAACUCAGACCAUUCUAGCCAAUGCUGACACAUCGACUCCUACAGAUUGCUCUGAUACUCUGAGUAGAAUCCGGCAGGAGGUGGGCCCCCCUCUGCCGCCCUUGCUCGCUCCUCUGGUCGCUACACCUCCAAGGACUUCGCAACCAGUUUCUCCUCUGAUAGCAACUUCCUCUCCCUCCUCACCUACCUCUCCUGUUGGCCAGAUUUCUCCCUUGUGUGAAAUCCCAGUGCCUCCUAUGAUGUCUCCUUUGCCAGAAGAGCCGGGAUGCCCCUCUCCCGCGUGCACAUCUCCGUCCCCGUCUACUGCACUGGCCGGCGAGAGGAUAUUGUCAUCACCCUUGCAGUUCUGUGCUGCGACCCCAAAGCAUGCCCUCCCCGUGCCUGGCCGCCUCCCACCCUUGGCCUCUGCCCACACGGCUGUGGCUGGACCCCAGGAGAAUUCCGUUAAAAUCCUUGAUACCAUGUACCCAGAGCUGUCUGCCAGGGCCCGCACCCUCAACAUCCUCAAAGGGAAUAUUCAGCUCACUCGAGGUCCUUCGGCAGACUGUAAGAGCUUAGCAGGGCCUGUCAGCGCUCUAACAGGGUUCAAGGCAAUCACGUCGACGUCCACUGCCUUUGUUAAGACAGGGGGCAGCUCAGGGAGUGACUGCACUCAAGAGAGGUCCAGAGAUGGGGGGGCUCGCCAGGAUGCAGGUGGGAAAAGGACGUUGUCUGCAUCUACCCUGAGGAGUGCCAAAAGACUUCGGCUGGACAGCGGGUCCCCGGAGCCAGAAACUGGGGGCGCCGCUACAGAAGGAGUCGGUAAGACCCUCCGGAGGAACGUCCCUCAGGCUGAAGGUGAGACGACAGAGGAAGAAAGUUCUCCUCUGACCGUCGGUACGGUUUCACAGUUGCCUCCGAACCCGAAAGAAACUGUGGAGUCCCAUGACAAAGCCAUAGCAGAUGCACUGGAGAAGAUCGCAGAGUCGUCUUUUGAUCUCUUACCCGUCAUUCGGAGUCACGUGUACGUGGGAAAUAUCUCCAAGAAGCCUGUAAUGAGAGACCAAGAGAAGGAGGUUGUUUAUGAGUUUAGCACAACCAAAAAGGUACGUGGCUGCUUUUCUCUAAGAGCGUUAGGAAUCGCAUGUCCUCAGAGACAGGCUGUCUGCUCUCAGCGGUGGUAGAUUACCCUGAACAGA
Ailuropoda melanoleuca (giant panda) is the source of this 6223-nucleotide messenger RNA. Its product is annotated as little elongation complex subunit 1. The coding region runs from base 227 to 6208 and encodes 1993 amino acids. NCBI's taxonomy places the organism in Eukaryota, Metazoa, Chordata, Mammalia, Carnivora, Ursidae. The record is from RefSeq and is a predicted model, not a curated record. The transcript is spliced from 14 exons.